AUGUGGCUGCGAAGGCUGGCGGCGGCGAUCUCGCUGGCGCUGGUGCUGCGUGUGGCCGGGGACGGCGAAGAUGAAAGGCACGUGAACGCGCGUCUGGAGAUCUCCAUCGAGGACCGGCCGUACCUGGUGUCCCUGCACAAGAAGCUGCGGGGACACGUGUGCGCCGCGUCGCUCGUCUCAACCACGUGGCUGCUGACCGCGGCGUACUGCCUGCACGACGGCUACAGAGUGUCCGGGCCCGCCGAGUACAUCGUGGUCGCAGGCAUCACCGACCUCACGGCCUGCUACAACAACCUCGAGGAAUGCGUGAAGACCGAGGGUGCGCAAGUUGGUCAACCGAGUCGCUUCGUGGUUCAUCCCAACUACGACGGCAACAAGACGCUCAACGAUUUGGCACUGGUUCGACUGCGGAGAAGACUGAACUUGGGCGUUCGGGUCAACGAAGUCAACCUGCCCACGAACGUACUGGACCCAGAAGAAGAGCUGCGCAAUGGAACUCUCUGCACCAUUGUUGGGUGGAGCAGAAGGCUGAUAACGAGAGGAGACCGGGGGCCGAAGCUGCUGUUUGAGAUGAGAGUGUCUCUGUUGGACAUCGAAGAUUGCUCUUAUAAGACGGAGAGAGAUCUGGACGCUACUGCGUAUCUCUGCACGUACGCGGAGAAUGUGGUCGGCUGCUUGGGCGACUCUGGUUCGCCUCUCAUGUGCCGCGGCUUUCAGGUGGGCGUGGUCUCAUCGUGCCUGAACUGCACCGGAUGGAAGCCGUGCGUCUACUCGCGCAUCGACACGAAUCUGCCUUGGUUGAAGCAUGUGCUGGCCUCGGCAGGGCCGCCACCGGAAGGAGAGGCCGGUGAGUUUGGUGGAUGCGUGAGGUUCGUCGAGAUCGAAGACCAGCCGUACGUGGCGUCGCUGCAGAAGAUCGCGAAGGGACACGUGUGCACGGCGACGCUGAUUACGACCCGCUGGCUGCUGACGGCCGCCCAGUGCAUCGUCGACAGAGAAGGAAAGCCUCUGCCGGCCGCCGACUACUUCGUGCUCAUGGGCUCUUCCAACUUCACUAACCAAAUCGAUUUAAAGGUGGGGCAGCGGGGGUGGCCCGAUCUGUUCGUGGUACACCCCAUGUUCAAAACCGAGAAGACCCUCGACUACGACCUGGGGCUGAUCCGGCUGCAGUCUAAGCUGGUGAUGAGCCGUCGGGUCUCCUACGUGCCGCUGCCCGAUGACAUCAUCCCCGGGGAGAUCUUGCACAGUCUCAACUGCACCGUGGCUGGCUGGGGAAAGACAAAGAAAAAAUCGCCCAAGUCAGUUCACACUCCUCUGUCAAAUCUCAUCGAAUAA
This is a messenger RNA of Schistocerca nitens (vagrant locust), 1335 nucleotides long. Its product is annotated as complement factor D-like. Lineage: Eukaryota; Metazoa; Arthropoda; Insecta; Orthoptera; Acrididae. Bases 1 to 1335 code for a protein of 444 amino acids. The record is from RefSeq and is a predicted model, not a curated record. The transcript is spliced from 6 exons. Gene Ontology annotation, biological process: proteolysis. Gene Ontology annotation, molecular function: serine-type endopeptidase activity.